AUGGCUGGAGCCACAUCGAGUUGGAAAGCAUACAAGGAAGUUAUAAAACAAGAGUCGGCGGUUCAUGAGCUCUUUGCUCUCCAUAAGAAAUACGGUGAUAUUGUCCGCGUUGCGCCGAACGAGCUCCAUUUUGGAAGCCCAGGCGCGUUCCACGAUAUCUACCAUAGCAGCAAAAGGUGGGACAAGGACACGGGUCUUUAUCGAACCCCCGGGGUCUCAUCUGGGUCAUUCACGUUCUUGAAAUAUGCUCAGGCAAAAGAACGACGGGAGGUGAUUCUUCCCAUUUUCUCCAAGAAAGCCAUAAAUAGUCUUGAGCAUCUCGUCUGGCGAAACGCAAAUCGUCUUGCAUCUUCUAUCACCAAAACAAAUGCCACAGAAAGAUCUAUCGACCUACUCUACGCAUUCCGUUCCUAUACUCUCGACACUAUAAUGUGCUUCACAUUCGGCAACUCCGUAAACGCCCUGGAUGCGCCGGCAUUCAGCGACCCUCUCAUUCUAGCCAUGGACGCCAGCCUUCGUAUACUGCCUCUCAUGAAGAAUUUCCCCAUGAUACGAGACCUUAUAUUCGCCGUGCCACCGGCUCUAGUCAUGCGCCUUAUCCCAAACGCUCAGAAACUAGCUCCACGCCUAUACCAGGUCCGGGAUCUCGUCCAACAACAGCUUCAAGUCGUCCUAAACUGCCCCUCGAAGCUAGAUACCGUGCCACACCAGACCCUCUUUCACCGAAUGCUCGACCCAGAAUCAUACCGGAGCAAGGAAGUCCUGAAUCUAACAGAACUACAUGACGAAGGCUUCACACUCAUCUUCGCGGGCGCCAACACAGUAGCCGACACGCUGCUCAUGGGCCACUGGCAUGCAAUGCAAAACCAGACUUUGCUAACGCAGCUGAGAAAUGAGAUUUUGACUGUCUGGCCCGACAUCGACAAGCAGCCAUCCUUGACAGAUCUCGAGACCUUACCACUCCUCACGGCAACUAUCAAAGAAUCCCUGCGCUUUAUUCCAUCUGGCGUAUCGCUAACGCGUGUCGUACCACCAGGCGGCGCUGUGAUAGCAGGGCAACAGAUCCCCGGUGGGACGGUGGUGGGGAUGGCUAUCUUACAUGUGCAUCAGAGCGCGGAAGUAUGGGGUACGGAUGCGCUUGUGUUCCGACCGGAACGGUGGCUGGAGAGUUCAGAUCAGGCAAGUGCCCGGAAUGGGAAGAGUGAAUUGGAUCACUGGCUCGUUGCUUUCAGUCGGGGGCCGCGUAUGUGUUUUGGUAUGAACUUGGCUUGGGCGGAGAUGUACAUCGCUUUCGCGACUAUGGUUCGGAACUUUGACUUGACUAUUGACGGCACAACGGCCGAGGAUAUGCAAUGGCGGGAGUGCAUUGCAGCUUACUAUCCUAAUAGGCAUUUGCAUGCGUGGUGUCGCCCAGCUGGGCUCGGGAAGGUGAAGUAA
This is a messenger RNA of Penicillium psychrosexuale, 1437 nucleotides long. RefSeq names its product cytochrome P450. Bases 1 to 1437 code for a protein of 478 amino acids. Gene Ontology annotation, molecular function: oxidoreductase activity, acting on paired donors, with incorporation or reduction of molecular oxygen; heme binding; monooxygenase activity. NCBI's taxonomy places the organism in Eukaryota, Fungi, Ascomycota, Eurotiomycetes, Eurotiales, Aspergillaceae. The record is from RefSeq and is a predicted model, not a curated record. The transcript is spliced from 4 exons.